CGUCAUCAUAGGUUAAUGGUCAGGAAAGUGGAAAGAGGAUGCAGAUCCGAUAUGUUAACGGAUCUACUAUUAAGGGUUAAUGGAUCCAAUUCUUUGCCGUUUACGGUUAAUGGAUCUAAUACUAUUAAGGGUGCGUGGCAUACAGCUUCUGCUUACCACCGACUCUAUAAAAGGAGAGCGGUAGCGUUAUACAUCCGCCAAAGGAGAAGCCGGGGCGGAGAUCGAGCAGCGACUCCAACACUCCGACGAGCUCUGCUGAGAUUCCGAUCUCGAAACCUUCGCGACAUGGAUGACCCGGAGCUAGAAGCCAUUAGGCAAAGAAGAAUGCAAGAGUUGAUGGCAAAACAUGGCAUUGGUAAUCAGCAAAAUGGUGAGCCGCAGAAGGCACAAGAAGAGGCCAAAAGAGAAGCAGAAGAACAUAGGCAACUGAUGCUUAGUCAGAUAUUAUCAGCUCAAGCAAGAGAAAGGCUUGCUCGUAUUGCUUUGGUGAAACCUGAUAAAGCAAGAGGCGUGGAGGAUGUUCUUCUUAGAGCUGCUCAAAUGGGACAGCUAACUGAAAAGGUAUCGGAAGAGAAGCUUAUUUCACUUCUGGAGCAGAUCAACAACCAAACAAGCAAACAGACAAAAGUUACUAUCCAGCGACGCCGAAGUGUACUUGACGAUGAUGAUUAGUUAGCAGUCUAUUUUAGUCAGGGGAACUAUGUUGAGUAUAUGUGUAUGCUUGGAGUCACACCUCAUGGCAAGUGUUACUUUGUUACUCGGUCAUGUCUGAACUGUUCUAUAAUGUUCUGCAGAACUUGUCUUCGAUCCAUAUUUACUGUUAAAUGUAUGUCUCCGGAACAGAGCCGAUGUUUGAAAUCUAUAAUCAAACCCCCUUGGUCGCUAGUAACAGAA
Musa acuminata AAA Group (dessert banana) is the source of this 894-nucleotide messenger RNA. RefSeq lists its product as uncharacterized. Gene Ontology annotation, molecular function: DNA binding. The record is from RefSeq and is a predicted model, not a curated record. Gene Ontology annotation, cellular component: cytosol; nucleus. The coding region runs from base 16 to 672 and encodes 218 amino acids. The transcript has 7 exons. Lineage: Eukaryota; Viridiplantae; Streptophyta; Magnoliopsida; Zingiberales; Musaceae.